AUGCAUGACGCAAGGAUCAUUCGAAUACCAUUUGACCUGAAAGUUUUCGUCGUUCAAAGGAUCUCGUCCAUAUCCAACCUUGUCAGUGAUACUCCAACACAGCCCGACGACACAGGUGUAAGAGUCCUACGCGAUUAUUGUUUCCGCAUGAAGCAGUAUGAUCUCUCCUAUUCGAUACGUUCAAGUUUUCAGGCCGAUCAUCGCAUUCUGCUGCAGGAGAACGUAGAGGAAGGUGUGCCAACGUCAUCUUGGUUCUCUAUAAAAAAAACCCAACUCGAGGACUCGUCGAUUCAGUUUGCUGUGAACCAGGUCAUUCUUGAGGUCGCUAUGCUUCGACUCCUGCUCUGCCUCGCCGCCUUCCUCCCGGCCAUCUUGGCCCAAGGAGGAUCGCUGGACACCUUCGAUGAAGUGCUCGCGGCGGUGCGGGCUGGCCAUAGUAUCACUGGCAAUUUUGACUCCAGCUUGUGUGAAGAGUCUUCCGUUCAGGAACCUACCUUGGCGUCUUUGCAUUUCGACAUGUGGCAAUACACGGAAGUAGAUCUGGUGGUUCGUUCAGUCUCAGCAAUCCAGAGCUUCAUGACCCCUGAUGGAGCGUUCAUUUUGGCCUUCUCGUUCGUGGAUGCGGAUGGAAACGCCGGGUUCGAUGCCUACCAGGUGGAAACAGUAACCGGCCUCAUACAGGCCAACUUUUAUGCGUUUUGUACACUUGGCACAGGAGCCACCUUUGUCGAGGGCAGCCAUCAACCAGAUACACCAGUGACAUCGUACGACGAUCUGAUGACGGCAUUGACGGAGGGACGUCAAUUGAUGAUCACUGCAGUAGCAACUGACUGUGAACAUUCUCUGCCACCCGAAGUCGUAACCGCUGAGGGUGGAUCAAAUUACUAUCAGUACUACGUCGUCUCAGACGGGUCUGGAGGGGAGGUGCUCAUAUUGGAAUGGCCCACCUUGUCCCUCAGCGAAAAUGAGGGUGAGACGGUUUACUUGUUGACCAGGGUCAUCGUUUCUCAGAGUGGAUCCACAUUUAUCACUGCCAAUGCCUUCAAUACGCUGACUUGGGUGGAUGAAUAUCCUUAUCCGGAAGGAUUCCAGUGCAACCUCGGGGAAAACGUCAACAUAUAUUAUGCCUCAGGUGACGCAAUCGAAACGUUUGGAUCUUACGCUGAAGUGGAGGCUGCCUUCAUGGAGGGGAAGGAUCUUCAGGCCACGGUGGAUGUCACCUCGUGCACCGGCACAAUUCCAGAAGGAGUCCUGGCUGCUGGAGCCAAGGUGCUGGCUUGGGUUGAUGACGAGGAUGGAGAUAUGCCUGGAAUUCACUUCUCACAAUCCAUUGCUAACCUCGCUGGGGAUGUAGUCAUACAAGAGUUCCUCUUGGGCGAGGACGGUACGCUGCAGAUUGUGGCCACUGCGUUCAAUCCAGUCGAUCCAGGAGACGUCCCAGAUGUAGACGCGUUUGCGUGUGACAUCGGUGUAGGGGUCACCUUCACUGCUCCUGCCUAUAAUCGCGUGGAGUUGACGAGCUACGCAUCGGUGGUGGAUGGCCAACUGAGUGGAUCGAAGCUGUCGGCCGAGAUCGUCUUCAGUCAAUGCGUGGACCCGACAGGCGAACUCGACCUCACCGGUCUCACGGCGGGCGCAUACUUCCAAGAUGUUACAGUACUUGGCAUUGGCAUCCCGGAAGAGAGGAUCUUUGGAUCCGCAUUCGGUUUACACACUGAUCCCAUCAGUGUGGCGGCUUACGAAACCUUCGGAGCGACUAUUGAUACAAGCAACAAUGUCCUCGUCUACCCAGGCUACUGGCGGCUUAAUGAGAAUGGUGAAUGGGGCAACGACUUUGGCGACGCUGUUUUGGAAUGCACCCUCGGUGAAGGUCUUAAGAUCUUCGGGGAGGCAUGAAAGGCAAAUAAAAUCUGAUUAAUUGAUUACUGCAUCCAUCCAUCACAAAAGCUUCGAGCCUUUGAGUAUAACAUUACUGCAUCCGAGCUGGAUGAAAAUGGAAGCUUUAUGGCCUUGACUAUAUGCUAGACACUGCCCUAAAUCCAUGCUAAUCUAGGCUUUUCAAAGGUCCGUGAUAACUUAUUUUUCUUCUUUACAUGUUUGAUUUUUUUGUAAAGACUACUCUUACAUUCUUUGAUGAGGUAAACAAUUGAUUAUAUAUGUGGAGAAUGUCACAUUCCAAGGUUCUCUGUUGGUACAAUCAAAUAGGUGAUUAGGGAGGGAGCCAUCGAAUGGCCGGUAUCUAUUCCUUAGUUCACCCCAUUUAGUUUAUUUUUGUGGAAUUAUUUGAAAGAAAAAGUACAUGGUCAGUGAAACUAGUGGCAGUAAACCUGCUGUAAACAGGAAGAAACGAAUCCCUCUGUUGUCUUGGAACGAGUCACCAUGAUCUUCAGAGUCGAUCGCUGUCACAUUAAAAAAAAUUCCCCAAGCGUCACAUGACCUGUAAAUAAUCUUAGAACCUGAUCAUGCGAAUGAGGCGUGGUACCAACAUA
Messenger RNA from Darwinula stevensoni, 2489 nucleotides. The record is from the annotation of a GenBank genome assembly. NCBI's taxonomy places the organism in Eukaryota, Metazoa, Arthropoda, Ostracoda, Podocopida, Darwinulidae.